AUGGGUCCCAUGUACCCUUGUGGCGGCGGCGAUGGUGAUAGUGACUGUGGCUGGGCAUCGUGCCCAACCCGGGGCACUCACCCGCAGGGCACGACCACAAGCGCAGCGCUGCAGCUCCUCAUCGCCGCGAGAAAACCCAAGAACUCGGCGGUGCUAGCGCAGCUGGAGUUCUACUGCAAGGAGAUAGCGGACUGCUGCCGCUUUCUCUUCCCCUCCGUGCCGAGCGUCCAGAUCCGCACCUCCUUCGGCCAAACGCCGGAGCAGUGGUGCGCGAGCGUCAUCGGCUCGACGAGGUACUUCGGCGCGGGGACGAGCGGGCUCGGGCGGCUGGCGCAGCUGGGCGUCGCCGAGCUGCCGAAGGAAUGUUCUGUGCUCGUCAGCGUCGCCAUACAGUACCCCGACGACCCUGCGCUGGUGGACUACCCGAGGCACGGCAGGAAUAUCGACCCGGACGAGGCCGCGGUCUGGUUGCUCUACACAACGGUUAACAAGAUGGUGCGCAAUGAUAUGGACAGGCUGGAUAAGGAGGGCGGCGAUAGUGUUACGGCGAAGGCGGCGAGGAUCAGUACUGCGGCUGAGCCGCAUAGGGCGAAUCGCACGCAGACAGACGGCUGGAAGAGCCCCCAGCCUAUGUGCCAGCGAGCGCCAGGGUACCAGCCCACAAUGUUCGUGGAUCCCACCGUUGCUGCGUACAACCAGUAUAUGCAGGACUACUACCAGUUCGACCAGCAGUCGCCAUCGGGUUACCCGCCCAACAUUAUGCCCAUGAACUACUAUAGCUGCUGGACUGCCCAACAGCAGAAGGAGGCGAACGCAGCCGUCUUCGGUGCGGCCCCGACAGCCGCUCACCAACCAUCACUCGACGUGGCCUUAUCCCACAUGCAGGUGGAGGAACUGCAGAAGCAGCUUCAGGGGGUGUAUAUGGUUAUCAAGAAGGUACAGGGGCGUGCGGAGGAGCUGAAAAAGCAGCGGGAUGGGUUGGAGGAUGACAUACAAUGGCUCGUCGACACAUUCCGGGGCAGCCGCAAUGCUGCGGUGGACGAGUAUGCCGACUAUUAUGACCACAAUCCCAAUGAUUAUAGUAGCACCGGGAUGCUGUUCAACGAGAUGCAGCGCAUGGCUUGGGAUAGGGAGGUGAUGCGCGAGCUCCUGGAGAAGAAGGCGGCUGAGGUCGCUGGAAUCGAGACGGCCCUGAAGAAGAAGCAACAGGAAGUCGACAAGAUGCGCAAAGAUAAUGAGGCCCGCCUCAAGAAGCUGCAGGAGGAAACUAGAGCACAGCUCGGCAAAAUGCAGGUCGAGUGCGAUGCCCGCGUCGAGAAGAUACAGGAGGAAGGUAAAGCACAGCAAAAGAAGAUGCAGGCCGAGUGCGACGCCCGCAUCGAGAAACAGUCACGCUGGACUUCUAUACGCUUCCAGAAUCCGAAGGACGAGCACUACCGCUGGCAGCUCCAAGCCGCCAGCGAUGCCGAGAAGACCCAAGCCGAAGCCAAGGCACGAUCCGAAGACCCCCAGCUCCGUCUAAUUUCCAUGAUGGCACCCACUCAGAAGAAAACCAGCGGCGAGAGAGCAGUGAAAGCCUCAGUCCUGCGCGUUCCCGAACCAAAGCUGGAGACCAAAUCUUCCAAAUCUUUCGGAGGGUCGCUGUCAGCAGUGGAUCUGGACUGCCAAGCCCAGCUGCAGAAGUGCAUGCCAUUGCUCGAGGGCUACUACAGCGACGAUGUGCGUAACGCCCACGAGAACUAUCGAACCGAAGCCGGGUGUGACUUAUAUCCGAGUUUCGGUCGAGCACUGGCAGCCGGAACUCACGGCCUAAACAGCCGAAAGGAAAAGGUUGCAGAGGUAUUGCGACAAAAGCGGCACGAGUGA
Molecule: messenger RNA, 1866 nt
Organism: Tricharina praecox
Lineage: Eukaryota; Fungi; Ascomycota; Pezizomycetes; Pezizales; Pyronemataceae
Exons: 3
Coding region: 1-1866 (621 amino acids)
Source: RefSeq, a predicted model, not a curated record